Molecule: messenger RNA, 2491 nt
Organism: Diorhabda carinulata
Lineage: Eukaryota; Metazoa; Arthropoda; Insecta; Coleoptera; Chrysomelidae
Product: myc box-dependent-interacting protein 1
Exons: 8
Coding region: 249-1616 (455 amino acids)
Cellular component (GO): cytoplasm; plasma membrane
Molecular function (GO): protein binding; phospholipid binding
Source: RefSeq, a predicted model, not a curated record
ACCACCUGUUUCAAUUUCAAUUUACCUACGCUUCUCAGUUUAAGGCACAGAUUGCGACUGACGGGUGUAGCAAGUGAGCUAAAAAGAGAAGAGCUGAACAUAUUACAGCUCUGGUCAGGAUCUAAAAGUAACUUUGUGAAGUGGAAUUAGUGUUGCGAGAUAAGCUUACAUCACAGGAAUUUUGUAAAAAAAAGUCGCGUGUGUGUGUGUAUUGUGACAAACUGGGACAGUGUUUAAAAAUAUAAGUUAUGGCGGAAAGUCGUGGUAGUCUAUUGGCUAAAUCUGUUCAAAAACAUGCAGGAAGGGCUAAAGAAAAGUUAUUACAAAAUCUUGGGAAAGUCGAUAGGACGGCAGACGAAAUAUUCGACGAGCACUUACAAAAUUUCACGAGACAACAAAACGCCGCUAAUAGAUUACAAAAAGAAUUCAGUAAUUAUAUAAGGUGUGUGAGAGCAUGUCAGGCGGCGUCGAAAACACUUUUAGAAGCGAUAGGUGAUAUUUACGAAAGUCAGUGGACAGGACACGACUUGAUGUACGUUCAAACUCAAUCUGUCGAUAUGUUAUGGCAGGAUUUCAGCCAUAAAUUAGCCGAUCAAGUUUUAUUACCUUUAAACACGUAUCAAGGACAAUUUCCAGAAAUGAGGAAAAAGAUCGACAAAAGAGGCCGGAAACUCGUCGAUUACGACAGUCAGCGACACAGUUUUCAGGCGUUACAGACAAACAUGAAAAAACGCGACGAAGCCAAAAUCGCCAAAGGUCGAGAACAAUUAGAUGAAGCUAAAAGAACGUACGAAAUGUUAAAUUCCGAAUUACACGACGAACUUCCGGCUUUAUACGAUUCCAGGAUAUUGUUUUUAGUCACCAAUCUACAAUCUUUGUUCAACGCCGAAAAUACUUUCCACAUAGAAUCUGCCAAGGUGUUUGGUGAAUUAGAGGCCAUUGUAGACAAACUAGCAACUGACAGCCAAAGAGGAUCGUACAGCGUGAAAAAAACCAACGGAGCCAGUCUUCCACAUUCAACGACUAUCACGAAACCGAAAGAAUUGAUUAUCAACAAUACUUCCACUCUAAAUUCAGAUCGAGCCGAGGAUCCCGCGCAAUCUCCAACAGAAAAAUCCUUGUCUCUAGCAAAAUCUGAUACCGCUGAAAAAUCACUUCCCGUCACUCCUAACAAACAAAAGGAUAUCGAAACACCUACUCAAGAAAAAACUUCUUCCGAUCCCGUUACUCCCGUCACACCUAAACCAGAAUUAAACGGUACGACUACACCAGAUGGUAAAAACGGUAAUCGAUCUCCUUCUCCUCAAUCCCAGCAAGUCGCUACCAAUGACAAGCUCGCUACUAACAACAAUGCAAACAAUAUUAAAGUCGAAGAACUUUAUGAUAUACCUGUAGGUGCCAGUACUGAGAAUUUGCCACCGGGAGUACUUUACAGAGUUAAAGCCACUUAUAAAUACAAUAGGGAAGACGUCGAUGAGCUAUCUUUUGAAGUUGGUGAAAUUAUAUCUGUUGUCGAAUACGAUGAUCCAGAAGAACAGGAAGAAGGAUGGUUGAUGGGUAUUAAAGAUAACGGGGACAAGGGCAUGUUCCCAGCAAAUUUUACAAGGCCUCUGUAGGCGUUACGGAAACGUACUUGAAUGAAUUUUUGUUCGUUUCAAGUAAUCAGAAUUUAUAAUAAAAAUCAUCGUGUAAUGAACAAGUGCCUUACUUCAUUAUAUAUUUUUAUAGUUUAUGUUGAAAGUUUAUUUUUAACAUCGAAUAAAUUAAAUUUUUGUUAAUUUGUUAUCUCUUUAUAGAAUAUUUAUCAUACUUUGAAUACUCGAAACGAAAUUUUUCUUCUCUCGAUUUCUCUUUUAUAUAACAUUUCUUUUAACUUUAGUUUUUAAUUAUAUCUCUUCGAUUAUCGAAUAAGCCCAAAGUAUAGCAGGGAUAAAAUCGGCAACUAAGGGAACCAUAUUUGUUUUUAACUGUAAAAAUAAUAAAUAAACUAAAUUUUCUUAUAGAUCUUGUACGCUGGUACGUUUUUAUUCAUAUUAUUUUUGAAUUGGAUAACGUAUUUCUUUUAUAUUCUGGAUUCGCUUGGAAUUUGCUCAAAAUAAAUUUUUCAAAAUAUAAAAAGUGAGUCUAGUCAAAGUUUCAUUGACAAAAAUUGUUCUAUUUUGUGCCUUAUGCUAUUCUGGAUAUGUUUAAUAUUUAAUAACCCCCCUUACUUCGGGCACGAAUAAAAUUUCGCAAAAAAAAAUAAUUUUCUAAUAUUUAUAUCUUCCAUUUAGCCCGAAUGGUACGCGUGGUUGUUGUAGUUAUCUGAAUAUACUCUAGCUAAGGAUUGUUAUUAUUAUUAUUAUUAUCUUAUUAUAUAUUAUCAAAAAAAAAGUAUUGUGCGAUAGAUUUUAACUUAUUUUUAUUCUUUUUAAUUAUGUUGUAAUAUUUUAUUAACUUAUUAUGUGGAGUGUAUGUUUGAUUUACUUUAAAAAUAAAGUUAUAUGAAAAC